AUGGCUCUGGAGACCAUCGCUCAGGAUAUCGAGCUACAGCACCAGACCAAGACCCGGUCUGCGUCGACGGCUAUGCACGGUAGGAGCAUUGUACGAGAAUUUUACAAUCGUACCACGCUUCACAACCGUGUCGAGAUGACGCGCCGCUUGAAUGAGUUCAAGAUGGAGAGCGGCUCGACUAUGUCCAAGUAUCUGGAUGCGUUACUUAAAGAGCCUGUUGACGAAUCGCGACAGCUAGUGGUACUGCUGAGCAUCCUCACGACAGAAUAUGAGCUGACCGUGUUGAUUGUGGAAUAUGCCAAGGUCAUCACGCUAAUCGAAGUCAAGGAGAAGCUGUUGAAGAAGCAUGAACGGUUGAUGACAACGGAAAAAGCGUUUCCUGUUCACGGAAGCGAUGAGCGGUUUUGA
Plasmopara halstedii is the source of this 408-nucleotide messenger RNA. RefSeq lists its product as uncharacterized. The transcript has a single exon. The record is from RefSeq and is a predicted model, not a curated record. NCBI's taxonomy places the organism in Eukaryota, Oomycota, Peronosporomycetes, Peronosporales, Peronosporaceae. The coding region runs from base 1 to 408 and encodes 135 amino acids.